AUAACUCGUCUCAUCUCCACUCUCUCAGCCUAACCCUAAAAAAACCAGAUCAUAUUCUUUCAAUUCUUUUACAGGCUUAAAGAGAAGUUAUGAAAGGAGGUACGGUUCAGAUAAAUUGGCACGAUACUAAGCCCGUCCUUACCCUAGACUUCCAUCCCAUCUCCGGUCUUCUCGCCACCGGCGGCGCUGAUUUCGAUAUCAAGCUAUGGGUAAUCAAUUCAGGCCAAGUGCAGAAGAAACUGCCCACUGCUUCAUAUCAAAAUAGUCUCUCUUACCAUGGCUCCGCUGUUAAUGCCCUUCGCUUCUCUCCCUCGGGAGAACAACUUGCCUCUGGUGCCGAUGGAGGUGAACUGAUCAUAUGGAAAUUGCACACUACAGAAACUGGUCAAAGUUGGAAAGUUUUCAAAAGUUUGUUAUUUCACCGUAAAGAUGUUCUGGAUUUGCAAUGGUCAACUGAUGGCGCAUUUCUCAUCUCUGGAUCUGUUGACAAUUCUUGUAUUGUAUGGGAUGUUAACAAAGGUUCUGUCCAUCAGAUAUUGGAUGGACAUUUCCAUUAUGUCCAAGGUGUUGCUUGGGAUCCCUUGUCCAAGUAUAUUGCUUCUCUCAGUUCAGAUAGGACUUGCCGAAUUUAUGUUAGUAAGCCUCAAACAAAAACAAAGGGUGCUGAGAAGCUGAAUUAUAUUUGUCAACAUACCAUCACAAAGGCAGAACAGCAACCAAUAGAUGAUGCUAAGUCGGUAAAAAACCAUCUUUUUCAUGACGAAACACUUCCAUCAUUCUUCCGUCGAUUAGCUUGGUCACCUGAUGGAUCAUUUUUACUGGUGCCAGCAGGUUCUUAUAAAAUAUCAUCUUCAUCUGAAACAAUAAACUCCACUUAUGUCUUUUCCAGAAAAGACCUUUCUAGACCUUCUUUGCAGCUCCCUUGUGCUAGCAAACCAGUUGUUGCAGUUCGAUUCUGCCCUUUAGCUUUCCAACUUAGGGGAACAAACCAAGCUGGUUUGUUCAAGCUUCCUUAUCGCCUUGUAUUUGCUGUUGCAACUUUGAAUUCAUUGUAUCUUUAUGAUACUGAGAGUGUGGCUCCAAUAGCAAUUUUGGCUGGCCUUCACUAUGCAGCCAUAACUGACAUUGCUUGGUCAUACGACGCAAGUUAUUUGGCAUUGUCCUCUCAAGAUGGUUAUUGUACAUUGAUAGAAUUUGAGAAGGACGAACUGGGACUACCCAUUUCUCUAUCAGAACCUAAAAUCAUGAACAUUGAGAAUACAAGCUCAAUUGUCCAGAACCCUGGUGACAUGGUGGUCGAAGUUGAUGAUCCAGUCGCAGUAGAUAACAAAAUGUCGGAAUGUGCAGAAAAGAGUGAUGGGAAACAGGUAUCACCAAUAUUAGCGAAUACUCCCAUAUCAAAUAAGCCAGCCAAGCGGCGAAUUACUCCGAUGGCAAUCGAUCCCUGAUAUUGUCAUGAUUAUGGUACUUUUUUGUCAACUGUUUUUGUUUGCAUGGUGUUGAACUAGUUAUCAUAUAUCCCUGAUAUUAUCAUGAU
Hibiscus syriacus is the source of this 1537-nucleotide messenger RNA. Its product is annotated as chromatin assembly factor 1 subunit FAS2. The record is from RefSeq and is a predicted model, not a curated record. Gene Ontology annotation, biological process: nucleosome assembly; DNA replication-dependent chromatin assembly. Gene Ontology annotation, cellular component: nucleus; CAF-1 complex. The coding region runs from base 90 to 1448 and encodes 452 amino acids. Lineage: Eukaryota; Viridiplantae; Streptophyta; Magnoliopsida; Malvales; Malvaceae. Gene Ontology annotation, molecular function: protein binding. The transcript has 12 exons.